AUGGAAGAGGUUGUCUUACUCAAUCAAACUUCUUUAGUGACGUAUUUUCAGCUUAGAGGUUUAUCUGUAAAUCAGAAGGCACAGAUAGCUGUGUUUUCCAUGUUUCUCAUUUUCUAUGUCUUGACCCUGAUUGGGAACAUUCUCAUUGUCAUAACUAUUAUCUAUGACCACCGGCUCCAUACCCCCAUGUAUUUCUUCCUCAGCAACCUGUCUUUUAUUGAUGUCUGCCACUCCACUGUCACUGUCCCAAAGAUGCUGACAGACACCUGGUCAGAGGAAAAGCUCAUCUCUUUUGAUGCCUGUGUGACCCAGAUGUUCUUCCUGCACCUCUUUGCCUGCACAGAGAUCUUCCUCCUCACUGUCAUGGCCUAUGAUCGGUAUGUGGCUAUUUGUAAGCCCCUGCAGUACAUGAUAGUGAUGAACUGGAAGGUAUGCGUGCUGCUGACUGUGACCCUCUGGACUGGAGGAACCAUCCAUUCCAUAGCCCUCACCUCCCUCACCAUCAGGCUGCCUUACUGUGGUCCCAAUGAGAUUGACAACUUCUUCUGUGAUGUACCUCAGGUGAUCAAGCUGGCCUGCACUGACACUCACAUAAUUGAGAUCCUCAUUGUCUCCAACAGUGGACUGAUCUCCAUGGUCUGUUUUGUGGUCCUGGUGGUGUCCUAUACAGUCAUCCUGGUGAGUCUGAGGCAGCGGAUCUCCAAGGGCAGGCGGAAGCCCCUGUCCACCUGUGCAGCCCACCUCACCGUAGUUACACUAUUCCUGGGACACUGCAUCUUCAUCUAUUCCCGUCCAUCCACCAGCCUCCCAGAGGACAAGGUGGUAUCUGUGUUUUUCACUGUAGUCACCCCCCUACUGAACCCCAUUAUCUAUACCCUUAGGAAUGAAGAAAUGAAGAAUGCCUUGAACAACUUAGUGGGUAGAAAGGAGAAAAAAGAAGAAAAAUGAAAAUGUCUACAUCCUUAGGAUGGUUGGUGCUGCAAAUCAAAGAAAUGCCUUACAAAGAAUAAGCUAUAUACCAUAUUUAUCAGACUAUGUGACUUAUAAAAUUACCCUUGGUCUAAUAUCUGACAGUCACAGUAAUCACUAUGGUUAUUAAUAUCUUCUCUGUGCUGGAAACUGUUCUAGUCACUUUGCAGUUACUUACUUCUCACAACUUUGAAAGGUAGGUCUUAUUGUGCUUGUUUGCACAUGAAGAAAUUAAAGCUUGAAGAGAGCAAAUAACAUGCCCAAAGUCACUCAGCUAGACAACAAUGAUGGCAGCGUGUAAACCCAAGUGUGUCAAGCUGUUUUCACUACAUCAUGCUGUGUCUUUCUGCUUUUCUGUUGGAGUGAUAACCAAGGUCUAAACAAACCUUCAGAUUUCUGAGCAGCCCUUGCCUACAUCAUUCACUCAGGUGCUUAUCAAAACAGCUAAGCAAACACUAGUGAAGCAGAUGAAGUGAGUUUCCACAAACUUUGGUGACAGAGAAGGAAGACUGAACAGGUGAAGUUAUUGACACUCUCAAGUAUCCAGGCAAAAUCUGCCAUCAGAGCAAUGAAAUGGGGAUAUCUUACUAUUCAUUCAUUUGACAAAUAUUUACUGAGCACCUAUUAUGUACCAGAUACUAGGUUUAUACCCGUAAAAAAGACAUACACACAGUCCUGCUUUCAUGGAAUUUAAGAUCUAGUGAAAAUAGAAAACAAAAAUAUGAACAAAUAAAUUUUAACUAUAGAUUUUGAUAAAUGCUGUAAAACAGCAGGGUGCAAUUGGAGAGAAAGGAAGAGACUUGCUUUAGUGGUCAAAGAUGGCCUCUCUGAGGAAGUUAUAUUUCAGCUAAGAUGAGAACGAUGAAAAGGAGCCAACCAUGAGAAAAGAAAGGUGAUGAACAUUCUAGGCAGGAAAAAUGGCCAGUGCAAAGAUCUAUGCUGGGAAAGACCUUGGCUUGUUCAAGGAAGUAAAUGAUCAGUGUGAUUACAGCUUAGACUAUAAGGCAGAGAACGGCAACAGAGUGAUAUCAGAGAGCUAAAAAGAAUCUUUCCAUGUUCUCUCAAGAAGUUUGGAGUCUUUUCCAAUACAAUAAGAAGCCACCAGAAUAAUUUAAGCACAGGUGUGGCAUUAAAUAAUUUAUGUCUCAAUAAAAUUAUUUUAGUUAAUAUGUAGAGAAUUCACUCAACUAAGCAAUAGCAUCCAAUAUUGUUCUUAGAGCAAUAAAGGAUGACUAUUAAGUAUUUAGUAAUAAAUACUUAGAAAACAACUUGAUAGAAAACACCAAGUUGGGUAAACCAUGGUCUAUAAACCAAUAUCUUAAAUCUCAUUAUGGUGGCACAUAGUGUCCCAGAAUGGAAUGCGGUGAGUGAACUGGAAUAUGAAGAGGAUAUCCCAGAUAAUGGUAUCUCAUAUUCAUGCAUACAAAAGAGCAUGGCACACUAAGGAUCAUCAGUUCAUUCUGACUUCAUCACUGAGAAAGGCAUACUUAAAUGCAGCUUGGAUUUCCUAGGCACUAGUGAAUAUAUGAUCAAUAAGUUUGUGAGCCAAAAGACCUUUAUCAUGAUUUUUAGGAGGAAAAUUUUUAUUUGCCAGAAAAUGUGUUCAGAAGGAUAUUCAAGUGAUACAAGCCAUUUCAGUUAUAGAGAGGCAUUAUUAUAAAGGUAUUCUGUAGGGCUUUCUGGGUAUCAUAAGUUAACUUCCAACAGACAAAUCUAAUAAUUAAUAGAGUAGUUUAUUCCACAAAGAUAACUCCCUGGAGGGUAUAAAAUGAUAUUUAUUUGAACAUGUUGGUGAAAUAAUUGAGCUGAAUUUAAGAAUUACAAAAUUUACAUAAAAUAAAUGCCCUUUUAUUAUUGGCAAUGGCAGACAAUAAAGAGAAAUAUAUAAAUAUCUUUCCAAUAAGCCCAAAUAGAACGACUUAUGCAGGAGUCAGUCAUACAAAGGAAAACGUGCAAAAUUGUCAUAUUGUCUGUCAACAAGACAAUGCUUCAAGGUAGUCGUUAAGAUUGUAGCUGGUAAAACUAUAACAGAACAAUGAUGUGAUGUUUGCGUACUUUUUUCAUAGUAGCAAAAUUUCUGACACUACCCAUUUUCAAUCACACUAAUCUUUACAACUCUCUGAGAAGGUAAAAAUAAAACAUUUAGACUCCAUUUUACAGAAAAAAAUGUUUUCAGAGUGAGAGACAAGAUAAAAAUAUAUUUAAUUACUC
Callithrix jacchus (white-tufted-ear marmoset) is the source of this 3180-nucleotide messenger RNA. RefSeq names its product olfactory receptor family 4 subfamily E member 1 (gene OR4E1). Lineage: Eukaryota; Metazoa; Chordata; Mammalia; Primates; Cebidae. Gene Ontology annotation, molecular function: olfactory receptor activity; G protein-coupled receptor activity. Gene Ontology annotation, biological process: G protein-coupled receptor signaling pathway. The record is from RefSeq and is a predicted model, not a curated record. Gene Ontology annotation, cellular component: membrane.